AUGACAGAACCGAAGUUAGCAACCACGCACGUAGUGGGUGAACCCACCUUCGAAGGACUGGCACGUUUCAUUGAGCGAAACAACAUCACCAAAAUAUUUGUUAUGGUGGGCGCAGGGAUAAGCGUUGCAGCUGGAAUCCCCGACUUCCGCUCUCCCCACACCGGCUUGUACGCUAAACUCAGUCGCUACAAUCUCAACUCACCGGAGGACGCCUUCUCACUCCCUCUCUUGCGUCAACAACCAAGUGUGUUUUACAACAUUCUGAUGGAUAUGGACCUCUGGCCCGGGAAGUAUUGUCCUACGACGGUUCACCACUUUAUCAGUCUACUCGCCAAGAAGGGCAUGUUAUUAUGCUGUUGUACGCAGAACAUAGACGGGUUGGAACGCGCCUGCGGAAUUCCAGAGUCUUUACUAGUUGAAGCCCAUGGUUCCUUCUCUUCCGCAUCAUGUGUUGACUGUCACGCGAAAUAUGACAUCAACAUGGCGAGGGCGGAGACAAGGGCUGGAAAAGUGCCUCAUUGCAAUCAAUGUGGUGGUAUAGUGAAACCCGACGUGGUUUUCUUUGGCGAGAAUCUCCCGGAGGCGUUUUUUAACGUAGCGGGACUCAUUGAGGAAACGGAAUUGCUGCUUAUUUUGGGAACCUCACUUCAAGUCCACCCAUUUGCCGACCUUGCGCUCAUGGUGCCCUCUGACGUGCCACGAGUGUUGUUUAACUUGGAGCGCGUGGGCGGGAGGAUGUUCCGCUUUCCUACGGACCGAACACCCAAUUUCCGCGCCAGUUCCUAUCGUCUCAGCACUGGAAAUGGCAAUGGCAGUAAAAUUAGCAGUGGGGACAGCAGCAACAGCAGCAGCGUCGACGGGUAUGACCAGUUUACGCUCGCAGAGAAUGACGAGACGGGCGUGUUGCGUGACAUUUUCUUUCCUGGUGACUGUCAGGUGUCUGUUCGUUCCUUUGCCCAGGCGUUGGGCUUCGGAGAGCAGCUUGACGCCUCUGUACGUGAGGGAAGGGAAAUAUUUGAGCGCACUCGGCGUAGGGAAAAAGUCGUUGAGGGUUAA
This is a messenger RNA of Trypanosoma brucei brucei TREU927, 1056 nucleotides long. Its product is annotated as silent information regulator 2. Gene Ontology annotation, molecular function: histone deacetylase activity, NAD-dependent; NAD+ binding. The transcript has a single exon. The record is from RefSeq and is a predicted model, not a curated record. The coding region runs from base 1 to 1056 and encodes 351 amino acids. NCBI's taxonomy places the organism in Eukaryota, Euglenozoa, Kinetoplastea, Trypanosomatida, Trypanosomatidae.